AUGACAGUUUUGUGGCUGGGUUACAUUCGCGACAUCUUGCACGUAAGAGAAGAGGAGCUAAACAGCAAUGAUGAUAGCACAAGCGAAGAAAUAGAAGAACAUAACAUCUCCUCCUCCGAUGGUGAGAAACGUAGGGACGACAUGGAAGGAUACUGGUUGACUGAAGACAACGUUCUGAAAGAGAGCCCUCAAAUGAAGUCAACAACAUUAGCUGAAAAUAGAGAUGGAGAGACAAAAGAAGACUGCUGCAAGAAGAAGUGCAACCUUCUAACCAACUAUCGAAUCACAAGGAAACAAUGGACAGUGGAACAGAGAAAACUGACAAUGCACAUACCAACACAGAAGCAAGUAUGAUAACAGUGGAACAACUGUUACCGGAAAAACUCCCACAACCAUCAAAUUAAGCAUCACCUGACAAGGAAGUUAUAGACAGGAUGGGAUUGAACGACAAAACGUACAUGGCCAAAGUCGCAUGCCUUAUUAGAUAUGGCUUUAUGAAAAUGAAAACAGGCGAACUCUACUUGUUCAAUGGACGAAGAGACAAGGCCAAAUGAAAGUGCACAAAAGAAGAAUGUGAUUUUUGGACUAUUGUGGACCCAAGCAUUGAUGCAUCCAGCUUAUAACUGGACAGAAGUGAGAUGUUUUCGACAUCUAAUCGUUUGUGCAACAGAAGCAUGAAAGAAAUAGGACAAGUUCGAAGGAAUGUGAAUGUGCUUAUUCUAAGAAGCGAUACCCCCUCCUGAGGGCACUAGAACAAACUCAAAGGUGUGAACAGGGAGAGGAGAGUGAAGAACAAGUUGAAGUUCCAUCGCAAACAUAUUGGACAACCUCCAAGAGCUGGAGGCUGUGGUAA
Molecule: messenger RNA, 853 nt
Organism: Paramuricea clavata
Lineage: Eukaryota; Metazoa; Cnidaria; Anthozoa; Malacalcyonacea; Plexauridae
Source: the annotation of a GenBank genome assembly